Messenger RNA from Ixodes scapularis (black-legged tick), 1054 nucleotides. RefSeq lists its product as uncharacterized. The transcript is spliced from 4 exons. Lineage: Eukaryota; Metazoa; Arthropoda; Arachnida; Ixodida; Ixodidae. Bases 457 to 966 code for a protein of 169 amino acids. The record is from RefSeq and is a predicted model, not a curated record.
AUGCAAUUUUUGGAAUCAGUUGGCGACGGAGUGGAGUGGCAUGGUUUCGGUUUCGGAUCUUGAGCUCCAGGUGUUGGCAGCUGCGCGGUUCCGUAAACUUUUUGUGGGUCACGGCACUCUUGAAGAUCAGAUUCCACCCUCUCCUCCACCAAAUCACACCUGCUCUGUCCAGUUUGAAGUGUUCAGCAGUGUCAUGAUUUCCACUAUCCUCCGCAUAAGAAAUAACCGUUUGCUUCAACUUCAUCGUGUAUAAAAUUCUCUUCACACUGAUGGUGGAGGAUUUCCGCAAACCACAAAUGCGCAGUGAACAGAGUAUGAUUGCGAGACGAACGCCGACAAACACUGCCAUCCAUUAAGUGAUGUUGAAACCAAGCGCUAGCGACCGUUCGCGACUCCGGCGCUCGAGCUUAAUGGAUAACAAGAUGAUACCGGCAUCGCCGCUCUCAAAUUUCUUGCAUGGGAUGGGGGUGCUUACAUUCGCAUACAAACUUUUUUUCAGGCGUCUCGUUUGGAAAAGGACUUCAGCUGCCAGUGCCUGUUUUGGACAGGGAAGAUCCCACACCACCGGCUUUUUCUGAGGAAGAUGGCAUGGUACACCUCGGUGGCAAGAUAAAGCUUUCGAAGCUAAAGAUUGAUGAUUUAGUAGACAGACUCCCUCCCAAACGAUAUGUGAAAGAUUUGUGCAGGUGUAUUUAUACUCACGAAGAGAUGUGCGCGAGAAGUGUGACCGGUGCCCCCUGCCGGAGUCAAUUGAAGGAUGGGGCAAAGGGGAAGCUGCCGGUAACCCCAAUGAAACUGCUGGCCCUUGCAAAUGGUCUCAUGUACUACGAGGGAGCCAAACCCACCGAAGCUCGGCACACGGGCCCCGAACUUCAGAAGAUUGUGCGGGAGGUUUUAAAGGAGUUCCUGCCCGACAACGCAAGACAAGGCACAAGAAGGAGGGAACCACCGGCACCCAAAGAAUAAAUGUGCAUGCUUGGGUGAAACAGCACACAAGAUUUACACCCAAGCCUCCAUCCUCUCAAUAAAUGUUCCUCGAGGCAUUUAGGCAUAA